CCAAACGGCGUUACAGCAGACACAACAUGUUUUCGCCAAAGUCGCCGAAAAAUGUCUCGAAGUUUGUGUUUAAGUCGUCGCAGGGCGCGAGGGAGCAGAUCUGCAUGGUUGAAUGUAAACCGGACUGCACCUGUAGCGUCCACCAAACCGGCGGCUGCAGCGCGAGACUCUGCGCGCCCCAGUUCAAGGAGAAUGGUUUCGACAUCGAGCAGCAAGGCCUCGACAACUUGGCCUACGAGUACGGCAGUCAGAGCGAGCUCUACCCUCCGCCCAAAACUGCCUCCACAACAACUUUUAAACUCCUGGGACUCAGCGCAGAGCACCAGGCCAAAGCCAUCGAGAGCAGAAUCUGCAGCCUGAGUGGCGUUCUCGCUGUCAGCUUGUCUGUCCGCAGCAGCUUGGCCAAAGUGGACUAUCAUACCUCAGUUAUCACAGCCAAAGAGGUCGCAGCGGAGCUCCAGAGGAUGGGAUUCAACGUGGAGUCUGCGGUGCAGAUCAGAGUGGACGGGAUGCACUGUCAGUCCUGCGUGCAGUCCAUUGAGGGACACAUUGGUCCUCUAAAUGGGGUUUCACAUAUUCAGGUGUCUCUUCAGGACGCUGUGGCGCUCGUUGUGUAUCAACCUCUUGUCGUCUCACAACAGGAGCUUAGAGACAACAUCGAGGACAUGGGUUUUGGUGCUACUUUAUUAACCGAUGAUCUGUCCGGAUUUGAUAUAAGCUACUGGCAGCGGGAUGUGUCGAGCUCCACUGUGACCGUUUGGAUCGUAGGGAUGACCUGCAACUCGUGCGUGCAGUCCAUAGAAGGGAGGAUCUCUCAGAUGACGGGAGUGACGUCCAUAGCCGUGUCACUGAAGGAGGAAAAGGGAACGAUAACCUUUGACCCCAGUCUGACGGAGCCGGAGCACCUCAGGGCAGCUAUCGAGGACAUGGGCUUUGACGCAUCACUUGAAGAACCUGCAUCAAAAAACCUCCAGGGUCAAGAGAAGUCCAAACCUGUUAGCUCUGGACUUUCUGACCUCUCUGACUUGCGCUCUCCCAACAAAGCUGGAGUCAGCAAUGGCACCGGAUCACAGGCGACUCCUGCAAGCGAGAUUAAAGUACAAAAAUGCUUCAUUUGCGUAAUGGGAAUGACCUGCGCCUCCUGUGUGGCCAACAUCGAGAGGAACCUGCUCAAACACAAGGGAGUCAUCACGGUGUUGGUGUCACUGAUCGCUGGGAAAGCGGAGGUGAAAUAUGAUUCAGAAGUCAUCAACGCUGCUGCUGUAACUCAGCUAAUAGAAGAUUUAGGAUUUGGUGCUAAGCUGAUAGAAGACAAUGCAGUGACACAUGGAAAACUAGACCUCACUAUAACCGGCAUGACGUGUGCAUCGUGUGUGCACAACAUCGAGUCCAAACUCACCUCAACCAAAGGGAUCCUCGGGGCCUCCGUCGCCCUCGCAACCAAAAAAGCUCAGAUCCAGUUUGACCCAGAAGUGCUCGGAGCGAGAGAUAUUAUCAAGAUCAUUCAGAGUCUCGGUUUUGAGGCCAGUCUGGUGAAGGCGGGCUUCAAGAACAACCUCGAUCACACAGAAGAAAUUCGACGGUGGAAGAACUCCUUCCUGCUCAGCCUAGUUUUCGGGCUGCCCGUCAUGGGCCUCAUGAUCUACAUGAUGGUGAUGGACAGUCAGCACCAGGAGCACGGGGGCUCCAUGCCCGAGGAGCAGAACCUGCUGCCCGGCCUCUCCCUCCUCAACCUGGCCUUCUUCCUGCUCUGCACACCUGUGCAGAUCUUCGGAGGACGAUACUUUUACAUCCAGGCGUACCGCUCGUUAAAGCACCGCACGGCCAACAUGGACGUGCUGAUUGUGUUAGCCACGUCAAUUGCCUACAUCUACUCCUGCGUGGUCCUCAUUGUGGCCAUGGCGGAGCGAGCCAGCCAGAGUCCCGUCACCUUUUUCGACACUCCACCCAUGCUGUUUGUGUUCAUCGCUCUGGGUCGAUGGCUGGAGCAUGUUGCAAAGAGUAAAACCUCAGAGGCUUUGGCCAAAUUAAUGUCACUUCAAGCCACCGACGCCACCGUGGUCACUUUGGGAAACAACCACUCCAUCAUCAGCGAGGAGCAGGUAGUGGUGGAGCUGGUGCAGCGGGGCGACAUCGUGAAAGUCGUCCCUGGAGGGAAGUUCCCCGUUGACGGGAAGGUGAUUGAGGGGAGCUCCAUGGCAGAUGAGUCCUUGAUCACAGGUGAGCCGAUGCCUGUCAGUAAGAAGGUGGGCAGUUUGGUGAUUGCCGGCUCCAUCAACGCUCACGGUGCUCUGCUGGUGGAGGCCACUCACGUCGGCGCCGACACAACUCUGUCUCAGAUAGUUAAACUGGUGGAAGAGGCCCAGACCUCCAAAGCGCCCAUCCAGCAGUUUGCAGACAGGCUCAGCGGCUACUUUGUGCCCUUCAUAGUGAUCGUCUCUGUGCUGACGCUGGUGGCCUGGCUCGCUGUCGGGUUUGUCAACUUCGACAUAGUGAGGGAGAACUUCCCGGGUUACAACCAGAACAUCUCCAAGGCCGAGGUCAUCGUCCGCUUUGCCUUCCAGGCGUCCAUCACAGUUCUGUCCAUCGCCUGCCCCUGCUCUCUGGGGCUGGCGACCCCGACAGCUGUCAUGGUGGGAACAGGGGUCGGAGCUCAGAACGGGAUCCUCAUUAAAGGAGGCGAGCCGCUGGAGUUGGCACACAAAAUCGGCGUGGUGAUGUUUGAUAAGACCGGUACAAUUACAAACGGAGUCCCGCGGGUCACUCGUGUGCUGGUGUUGUGGGAAAUGGCCCGCAUGCCUCUGAGGAAGAUCCUGGCGGUGGUUGGAACAGCUGAGGCCAGCAGCGAGCACCCGCUGGGCAUGGCCGUCGCCAAACACUGCAAACAGGAGCUGGGCUGUGACUUGCUCGGCUACUGCCAGGACUUCCAGGCGGUGCCCGGUUGUGGGAUCAGCUGCCGAGUUUCCAGCGUGGAACAUUUGCUGCAGCAGCAGAACGAAGAGCGGUUCCUGCUGCCGGGAGCCACCACCGACGAAAGCAGCCUGCUGUCUGCUGCCGAGGACACGUCUGCAGACGAGCCUUUGUCGUACUCCGUCCUUAUUGGGAACAGAGAGUGGAUGAGGAGGAACGGCCACCACAUCGGCGCAGACGUUGACGCCGCCAUGUCCAGCCACGAGACGAAAGGGCAGACUGCUAUCCUGGUGGCGAUAGAUGGUGUGCUGUGUGCCAUGUUAGCCAUCGCGGACACGGUGAAGGCAGAGUCGGCGUUGGCGGUGCAUACGCUCAACAGCAUGGGCAUUGAGGUGGUUAUGAUAACGGGAGAUAACAGGCGCACAGCUAAAGCCAUAGCUGCUCAGGUGGGGAUCAGAAAGGUGUUUGCAGAGGUGCUGCCUUCACAUAAAGUGGCAAAAGUCCAAGAGCUGCAAGAACAAGGCCGGCGAGUGGCCAUGGUGGGGGACGGCGUCAACGACUCGCCCGCCCUCGCUCGGGCCGACGUCGGUAUCGCCAUCGGCACAGGCACGGACGUGGCUAUCGAGGCGGCUGACAUCGUUCUCAUUCGAAACGACCUGCUGGAUGUGGUUGCCAGUGUUGAGCUGUCAAAGAAGACUGUGCGGAGGAUAAGGACUAACUUUGUCUUCGCUCUUAUCUACAACCUCCUGGGAAUACCCAUCGCUGCAGGUGUGUUCAUGCCUGUUGGUCUGGUGCUGCAGCCCUGGAUGGGCUCCGCCGCGAUGGCUGCUUCGUCCGUUUCAGUGGUUCUGUCGUCUUUAUUGCUGAAAAUGUACAAGAAAACCUCGGCGGAGCUGUAUGAGGUGCGAGCGCUGGGCCAAACGAGGAGCCUCCGGUCGUCGCAGAUCAGCACACAUCUGGGUCUGGACGGCCAGCGACGCGGCCCGACUGUCCCCGCCGGAGCUCGGGAGCAGCUGAGCCAAAACAGCGCCGUGACACCCAGCCAGGGACCGUCCAUCAGCUCUGUGCAGAACCUUAAUGUGUUGUAAAGGAAAAGGGAAGAGGAACUGGGACAAAGUUUCUGCUCCUCAUGUUUAUGAUUGUGUAUUUUUUAAUGUAUUUAUGUAAAUAGAUGAGGAUCAGUGCUUUUAUUUUGUCGCGGCACAUUCACCUUAUGAAACCGUUAUCGGUGGCUCUAAUCUAUAACUUUCUGAUAAAAAAUCAAGCUGCUAAAAGAGAAAGUAUUACUGAAGCAUUGUCAUUUAAUGCAUUUUUUCUAUUUUCACACAGGAGCCACAUAAAUCAAAAUUGCCACAUGAAUGCGUGCGUGUAACUGCUGUCCAAAUGCACUUUUAUGGUAAGCACAACUCAAAGUAAAGCCACACUGUUUGGAUAA
This is a messenger RNA of Plectropomus leopardus (leopard coralgrouper), 4345 nucleotides long. It is a transcript of the gene atp7b, whose product is annotated as ATPase copper transporting beta. Gene Ontology annotation, cellular component: membrane. The record is from RefSeq and is a predicted model, not a curated record. Gene Ontology annotation, molecular function: ATP binding; copper ion binding; P-type divalent copper transporter activity. NCBI's taxonomy places the organism in Eukaryota, Metazoa, Chordata, Actinopteri, Perciformes, Serranidae. Gene Ontology annotation, biological process: copper ion homeostasis; monoatomic cation transport.